Messenger RNA from Hordeum vulgare subsp. vulgare (domesticated barley), 1725 nucleotides. RefSeq names its product beta-glucosidase 16-like. The coding region runs from base 9 to 1565 and encodes 518 amino acids. The record is from RefSeq and is a predicted model, not a curated record. Lineage: Eukaryota; Viridiplantae; Streptophyta; Magnoliopsida; Poales; Poaceae. The transcript has 12 exons. Gene Ontology annotation, biological process: carbohydrate metabolic process. Gene Ontology annotation, molecular function: beta-glucosidase activity.
AGCCGAAGAUGCGUCGCCUUUCUAGCUUCUUCCUUGAGGAGAUGGCCGCGGCGACUGUCAUGAUCCUGCUGGCGGCGCUCCUCCCGCCAUCCGCGCGAGGGCUCGACCGCGCCGACUUCCCGCCGGGGUUCCUCUUCGGCGUCGCGACGUCUGCUUACCAGAUCGAGGGCGCGUACCUGGAGGACGGCAAGGGCCUCAGCAACUGGGAUGUCUUCACCCACACACAGUCUAGGAAAAUCAAGGAUGGACGGAAUGGGGACAUAGCGGAUGAUCACUACCAUCGUUACAUGGAAGACGUGGAGAUAAUGCAUAAUUUGGGGGUCGACUCCUACAGGUUCUCAAUCUCAUGGUCGAGAAUCCUACCAAGAGGCCGGCUUGGGGGCGUUAAUUCAGCUGGAAUAGCUUUCUACGACCGCCUCAUCGCUGAACUCCUUCAGAAAGGGAUAGAGCCGUUCGUGACACUGCAUCACUUUGAAAUGCCGCAAGAACUGGAGACCCGGUACGGCGGUUGGCUGGGGGUUGGAAUCAGGGAGGAGUUCGGCUACUACGCGGACGUCUGCUUCAAGGCGUUCGGCAACCGGGUCAAGUUCUGGACGACCUUCAACGAGCCCAACCUGUUUGCCAAGUUGGCCUACAUGUUGGGCAACUACCCUCCCGCGCACUGCUCACCGCCAUUCGGGAAUUGCAACAGCGGGGACUCUCACCGGGAGCCCUACGUGGCGGCUCACAACAUGCUGUUGUCUCAUGCCGCCGCCGUGGACAACUACAAAAGGAACUAUCAGGCAACGCAAGGCGGAUCGAUCGGGAUUGUGAUCGCGAUGAAAUGGUAUGAGCCGCUGACCAACUCCACGGCGGAUAUCCUAGCUGCAAGACGGGCGUUGUCCUUUGAGGUGGACUGGUUUUUGGAACCGAUAUUCUUUGGUGACUAUCCCAGAGAAAUGCAUGAGAUGCUAUCAUCAAACUUACUAAAGUUCACCUCAGAAGAGAAGAGGCUACUACAGAAGAACAAGGCAGAUUUUAUCGGGAUAAAUCAUUACACUGCCAUAUAUGCCAAGGAUUGCAUCUCUUCCCCGUGCAACGUUGAGAAUUACGAGGGAAAUGCACUUGUCCAAGCUUUAGGUGAAAGAGACGGUGUGGCAAUUGGAAGACCAACUGCAUUGCAUGGUUACUAUGAUGUUCCGGAAGGUAUGGAGCUGAUCGUCAAGUAUGUGAAUCAGAGAUACAAGAACACACCUGUCUAUGUUACCGAAAAUGGCUACUCGCAGUUUAGUAACAACAGUAUGGAGGACUUGAUCAAUGACGUUGGAAGGGUGAAUUACCUGCAGGGUUAUCUCACAAGCAUCUCUUCAGCAGUCAGGAGAGGUGCAAACGUGAGUGGUUACUUCGUGUGGAGUCUCAUGGACAACUUCGAGUGGUUUUUUGGUUUCACAGUGAGGUUCGGGUUGUAUCACGUGGAUUUUGAAACGUGUGAGAGGACUCCAAAGAUGUCCGGGAAGUGGUACCGAGACUUCCUCACAUGCUCUAGGCCGGUUGACCAAGCGCGGACGCUGAGAGCAGAUUCAUGAUACUACUUGCAACCAUUAUAUUGUCUGAUCCAGCUACACCUGAAAUCAGCGACAGAGCCAGGAUUUCCUACAUGGCUGUGCAAAAUAAAAGAAAAAUAUUGCUGCACAACAAUGUAAGACAUAAAGAAGUUCAUAAUAAUAACAACAAAACUAUAAAUUA